Molecule: messenger RNA, 608 nt
Organism: Aspergillus uvarum CBS 121591
Lineage: Eukaryota; Fungi; Ascomycota; Eurotiomycetes; Eurotiales; Aspergillaceae
Product: SNAP receptor SNC2
Exons: 3
Coding region: 23-376 (117 amino acids)
Biological process (GO): vesicle-mediated transport; vesicle fusion
Cellular component (GO): plasma membrane; SNARE complex
Molecular function (GO): syntaxin binding; SNAP receptor activity
Source: RefSeq, a predicted model, not a curated record
GAGAACAUCGCGCAUCGCAGUCAUGUCUGAGCAGCCUUAUGACCCUUACAUUCCGUCUGGAUCCAACGGACCCAGCGCUACCGCUGCGCAAAAUGGCGACCCUCGGACGAGGGAGAUCGACAAGAAAAUCCAAGAAACCGUCGACACAAUGCGCUCAAACAUCUUCAAGGUCUCAGAGCGUGGCGAGCGCCUUGACUCGCUCCAGGACAAAACCGAUAAUCUGGCAGUAUCAGCCCAGGGCUUCCGCCGUGGCGCCAAUCGGGUGAGAAAACAGAUGUGGUGGAAAGACAUGAAGAUGCGCGUAUGCUUGAUCAUCUGUGUCAUCGUUUUGCUUGUAGUGAUUAUCGUUCCUACUGUGAUCACCACCAGAAAAUAAGUUACGAACGCAGCGACAGUCAUGAUUGUCUUGGGAAUGGAUGACGUUUUUCUUCUUUUUCACUUGGUCCUGGUUUAUCUGUGUUGUGCCCGUGAAGCUUUUGUUUCCAGCUACUAAUACCUCUUGCUUUUUCUCGGGCGUCGAACUAUCCCUGUUCUCACGAAUGAAGUCUUCUUGCCUCGCCGCACCAUUGACGUCAUGGGCUGCUCUGGGGUCUCGAGGCUAUGCCACA